This is a messenger RNA of Fusarium musae, 1137 nucleotides long. RefSeq lists its product as uncharacterized. The transcript is spliced from 4 exons. The record is from RefSeq and is a predicted model, not a curated record. Gene Ontology annotation, molecular function: myo-inositol:proton symporter activity. The coding region runs from base 1 to 1137 and encodes 378 amino acids. Lineage: Eukaryota; Fungi; Ascomycota; Sordariomycetes; Hypocreales; Nectriaceae. Gene Ontology annotation, biological process: transmembrane transport. Gene Ontology annotation, cellular component: membrane.
AUGUCUUUUGUGGUCAAUAUCUGUCUGAACCAGAUUGAUGACAAGAAGCUAAAACUACGCUUGAUUCUGGCAUCUCCAGCAGUGUUUGCGCUUAUGCUCAUGUACACUGUCGCCAAAUGCCCCGAGUCAUUCCGCUACUACUUGAUGCCCGGCUCAAGAAAGUAUAGCCCUGAAAAGGCAUAUGCCUCUUUGUUGAGAUUGCGCAACACCAAGAUACAAGCUGUCAGAGACUUGUACUUGACAUACAAGGGAAUAGACAGUGAGUUCAAAAACGAAGAAUACGAUAGCAUCAAGGCCAUCCGAAAACUUCAAACGCCAGUGGUUGGGGCUAUCAGUCACUAUGUGCUGCAGUACUGGAGAAUACUGAAAGUCCAUCGCCUUCGCAAUGCAGCUAUUACAACAGGGAUUGUGGCUUUGUCGCAGCAGCUUUCUGGAAUUAACCUUAUGGCAUUCUACGGUGGGACGACACUUGUCGGCCUCGGCCCAGGCGAUCAGCCAACAGAUGAUCAAAUCUCCAAGGCCAUGCUAUACAACUUAAUCUUUGGUCUGUUGAACUUCUUGUUCUGCUUGCCUGCAAUCCACUCCAUAGACGUUCUGGGAAGAAGGAAAGUUCUUCUGUUCACGAUCCCAGGCAUGGCCUUGACCUUGAUGGCAGCUGCAAUAAGCUUUUAUGCAGUGAAUGAGAAGGCGAGGAACGAGGGCGCGUCGCUUGCAAUAUCCAUCAACCUUCUGUUCGCCGGCCUCCUGGCGUGGCUACAGCCCCUACUGGUAGCCGGUAUCAAGUUUGGGGGAACCCUUGGGGUAUUUGCUGGCCUGAACGUUGUUGCUUUUGUUCUCAUCUUUCUCCUGAUGGAAGAAACCAGUGGCGUGCCUCUUGAGUCACUAGGGUCGGUUUUCGACCAGCGCAAGAGGGAUUUAAUCAGCUUCCAACUCAAAGAGUUCUUACCAUGGCUCGGUCGGUUCAUUCUUGGUAGGAGUAGUCUUGCUGAGAGACCUGAACGAACUCUCAACCUGAAUCCGAGCUCGGCGCCAGCUGCUUCGGUGACUGAUGAUGAGGAGGAGCGCAUUUGGAAUAGCGAUAGUGUUUCGACUGGGAUAAGGCUUACCGAGAUGUCAGGAGGGAAUGGGAGAGGCUGA